UUUGUCUUUUGUACCCCAUACGUUUGCCAACCGCGGCCUCCGCCGCAAUCAUCACCGGCCACCACAAGGUUCAGAUUCACCCGAAUUUUGAAGGUCACGCAUUGCCCAAAUUAAUUCAAUCCGCGCAGAAAUCGAAGAGGAUUUUGAGGCGGAAGAAGCAACCAUUGCCGGCGAUUCUGUAUUCUAAUUUCCUCUCGCAAUUUCCCCAUCAUCAAAAUCAAGGCAUUCGUAACAAAUUGUUUGCGAUCGGUGGGGCGGCGGUGUUUGGGAAAUCCAAAUUAUUUCUGCGUUAGGAUUCGCGAGCAGAUUGUUGAGGUUUUCGAUCUGAUCUCGUUGAAGAAAUCCGUGAGAGAGAGGCUGAACGAGCUCAUUUUGAGUUCCCCGAUUCUCUAUCUUCGUUCGCGACAGUUUUGCGGAAAGGAAACACCGAAUCAAAGGUGAAAAAUAGCGAAGAUUAUCGAGCAAAUCGCGUUAAAUCCUGAAUCGGAGAAGAAAAUCGCCUAUCAACCAGAUCUACUUCAGAAUCUAUGCAACCGUUCACCGCAGAGAGCGAUUCAUCGAUUUCGAGCAAACGUUGGUGGCGAUAGUGAGGGAAUUGGCAGGUGUUGAAGUAGGCGGUCGGAAUUUAUAAGCCGGCGACGGAGGAAUGGUCAAGCGAUGGUCGGCGGUGUGAAAUCUGGAGGUACCGACCGAAUUUGAGCCUCCUUCAAAUUGGGGAUUUUUAUUUGGGGAUAUUUUUCUCAAAAUUGGGGACCCUCAACUUGUAAGAGAGAGGUGGAGGUGGAAGCAGUCGCCAUCUCCGGCGAAUUGAGGAAGGCGACGGGAGUGAAGGACCUGAUUUGGGGAAGAAGGAGGUGAAAUGGGUGAGUGUGGUGAAUUGAUCGGGAAGGAAUAUGGCAUGGAUCCAACUAGUGAGAAAACAGAAGCAGAUAACUGUGCUAACUUCGCGAACAGAUUAACAAAUAUCAAGGAGAACCAUAAGUUUCAAAAGGAUGGGAUAGAGGGUGAAAGAAUUGAGGAUCCAGCAAAAGGAAUCCAGCACAUUGUUUCAGAAAUCAAAGAUGAACACUCUGUCAAAUUCGAAGAUUUGAAGAUUUGAAUGUUGAAGAUUCGAAGAUUUGAAGAUUUGAAUGUUG
This is a messenger RNA of Salvia hispanica, 1136 nucleotides long. The record is from RefSeq and is a predicted model, not a curated record. Lineage: Eukaryota; Viridiplantae; Streptophyta; Magnoliopsida; Lamiales; Lamiaceae.